AUGUCUUACGACAACGUCGGAUCUGAGCGAUCGAAGCCUCGCUUUAUGCAGGCCACACAAGCAUCACGAGCGUCCAAAGCAACAACCCCUUCGCCUUUGCAGACGCGACCGGGUGUAACACCACUCCCAUCUUCACUCUCCAGAGGACAGCAUCUGUUUCAACGCGCGAGUCAGAGACUCACGAGCUUCAGCACUUCCAAAUCCAAGCCUAGUAGAUUGCCAAUAGUCUCACCUGGAUCUUCUCGCAACACAAGAGCACCUUCGCUUGUCCUCUCGAGUCCUACUCAGCGAUAUAGCCACCUACCAGAACCCAUUAAGAAACCAUCGCUCGAGUCACCGACCGAGAAGCCUCUCCCUAGUCUGCCUGUUGCGACUUUCGUUCCGCGAUCACCAGUCCAUAGGCGAUCACUCAUCGAUGCUGCUGAGAAGCCACUACGAAAAGCAGUCUCGCCAGGAAUAGAGCAAGACUGGCCUACGUUGUUACCAGCGAACCUCACGGAGAUACCCGAACCACAAGGCAUUGGCAAAUCGGCUGAAACACCUACCAUGAUCAAGCCAAGUCUCAGCGAAAGUUUGUACGAGGGAAUGCGCAAUUUGAAGGUCAAUGACGAUGCAUCUGGUCAGCUGAGAAGUAUCCGUACUGAGUCAAACAACAAGAUCAAUGCUCAAAACUUCACACCAAAGAUAUUCCACAACAGCAGUGAAGCAUUAAAGAACCACCCAGUCGAAGACACUAAGUUCCUCGAUCCUCGUCCGGCACCCGGUACUCCUCGAGUCGAUAAACAGGAUCGAUCAUCGACUGGUUCUAGCAUUAACCGCAGAUCAUCUCACCAGGGCUUGAACAUACUGAAAGCGAGAAGGAAAUUCAAAUCCAGCGGCCAGAACUCUCAGCCUCCUAGUUUCAUACCACAACCAUUGUCUACAACUAUCGUUCAGGAAAUGGAGGACACAAGCCCGUCCAAUAAUGAUGUAUCUAACAACAAAACUGAGCUCACCGAGUCAAGAAUGUCCCGUAAGAGGGGAGUCUCGGCCACAGGGUCGCCUUACUCGAAUUAUGUGAAGAAUUCUUCAAAGGUUGUACAGCUAAAGCGUGCAUGCAGUCGAAUCUCAGACAUGAAAGAGCAGGUCAACAGUAAUGAUGACGACAAGCACACUGAUGACACGAAAGACAUGGCUACUAUUCCUGAUACAUCCGUAGCUUGUACUUUGCCAAGUGAAAGACAAAGCUCUCUACCACUACCUACCAGACCGGUGGUCAAGACCUCUACGGUCGACGCCAAGACUAUAUUGUCAACCUGGAUGCGUGCAAAUGCCUGUGAGACACCUGAACAGAGCCUCAAAUCAGGAUCAUCGAGCACCACCAUCAGAAAUGGUCUUGCUUCGGUAACGAAAGUCAGCUCAGAGACAAAAGCCUCGACCCUGCCGUCGAUCUCCUCUCGGAAGUCGAGUAUGAAGGAGAAUGUGUCGCCAAAUCACCCUGGUGAUGAUGAAGACCUUUCACCUAUACGAACUUUCAAAUUUCCUGCUAAUACCUCGGAAGUGGACGACAACAGUUCCCAGAUGACCCGCAUCACCUCUGCAAGUAGUCUUUCCAAAGCAGGUACGAUCUAUGCACAGGACGAAAGAGGCAGAUACCGGCUGAAGCCUUUGUCUCUUGCAGACCCCAAACAUGGUCCACGAGUUCGCAUUGAUGAUUCUGCCGAUCAUCUGCUCCUUAGCGAUGAACAGCUGGCACAUGUCGAAGCUAAGCGGGCAGCAUAUAUGCACAAAAUCGAGUGGGCAAAACCACGCGAUGGUCAUAAAGAGAAUGAAGUGUUCCCAGAGUUGGAGUCCCUUAAAGGUACAAACACGAACACACAAGCGAACGAGGGAUCGAAUCCUGGCCCAGCCUUGGAUCAACAACUGCAGUCAAAGUCCUCCUGUCAUAGCUUAGGCAAAGGACUCAAGCUUGCACCGCCAGUUGCGGAAAACAUCGGCAUCCUCAGUCAUAGCCCUGAUGGUUGGCCGCUGUUGACUUCCAAGAUUGCUCCGUUUGCAGAAACAGAUGCCAGUGCACCAGCCUCCAUUCCUCCAAAUGUCAUUCGUAUGUCGGCAUCAGAGGCAAAGUUGGAGAGCACUCCUGGCACACCACUACGCCAGCAUGGGAACAACAAUCAGACGUCACCAUCGAGUGCAUAUACCCUGAGAACAGCUCUCAACAAGCUCCCGAACGAGGCCGAGCCCGCAACUACCAGCCUCAAGCCUAAGCUGCAAAAGUCAUUACCUGAAUUAGCACGACCACUCUUUCCGCUACGUACAUCUUCCAAGAGUGAUUCACCUUCUGCAUUAUCGCCAUUGCAUGGCGGUGUGCGAAGGCGAACCAGUGGCCGUUUACAACCGUUCGUGAACCAGCGAGCCACCUUUCGCCGUGUCACCAACAAAAGCCAAGAUGACGAGUAUACGCAUGCUCACCCAGCAGUUACAUCCGCAGAGAGUGAUACCCUAGCAUCUCCAGCUCAACAUAUGCAAUCAUACCAUGCGUCAACUCGUCACAUGAAUGCUCACCAAGAUAUCGACAGCGAUCUACCAUCCUCGCCCCUUGCGGUUCCAGGAACAGUACAUAGCAAUAAGCCCAAGAUGAUGUCUAAAUUUGGCGGACUCUUCCACAAGACUUCGCGUGAAGGCGACUUGCACAGAUCAGGCUCUAUCAAGGCUACCCACAACCACAAACCUAACAUACCCUCGCCUCUAGGCGAAACCCUAUCCGAUUUCAGCGCAAAUAUUAGUCGUGGAGGCAAUAUCACGCUCUUCACCGGGUUGGACAACAUUGCAGCCAGCAAGACUCAGAAUGGACUACUAACCACGAUGCACGGUACGGCCAGCAACGACGACUCUACAAGCAAGACCUCACAUUCAGCAUCCGCAAUCUACCACGGCAUGGUCAAAGAAACAUCCAGUCCACCUUCCGUCAAGCGUAAAUUUCCUCGUCUAACCGGCCACAAGCAUUCUGCAACAAUCUCGUCCGCGGCUUCAUUAAAACCACGCGACAUGUCCCCUCAAUUCAUGACAUCAGCCCUCGAACCACCCGAGAUCCGAGAAGCGACAACCCUAGCAUUUAGCCUCCUUGAUCGCGCACGAGAUAUCCGUUACGGAACAGGCGCAUCUUCCACACCAUCACCUACAAAUACCGACGAAGAUGGCGAGACUGUAAAUGAUGGCGCAGGAGUAAGUCAAGCCGACUACGUCGAGCUUGCAAAAGUUAUCGUCAGUAUCGUCGCCAUGGCACGAGAAGCGGAAAAAGCAAAGGAAGAAGCAAAGUCUGCGGCUGCUAGGGCGGAGAUUGAGAGUGUGAAGACAAGACGUAAUGUUGCGGAGCUUUGUGUUAGGGUGAAUAAUUUAAUUAGUGGUGGUGGACAGGGAAGGGGAGGUGAUGAGGAAGACGAAGAUGAAAGUGAAGGGGUACGGGACUGGAUGCUUUGA
Lithohypha guttulata is the source of this 3459-nucleotide messenger RNA. RefSeq lists its product as uncharacterized. The transcript is spliced from 2 exons. The record is from RefSeq and is a predicted model, not a curated record. Lineage: Eukaryota; Fungi; Ascomycota; Eurotiomycetes; Chaetothyriales; Trichomeriaceae. The coding region runs from base 1 to 3459 and encodes 1152 amino acids.